AUGGCAAUGGAGAUUCAGAGAGAUGCACUGGCAACAGAAGCUCCUAAUGCACCUAUUACUUAUGAAAGACCUGUCCGUGGUGACUUGGAAACCAGACUUCCAAAGCCUUAUAUGGCUAGAGCAUUGCAAGCACCAGACACAGAGUACCCAUAUGGAACUCCUGGUCAUAGGCACAAUGGCUUUAGUGUUCUUCAACAACAUGUUGCCUUUUUCGACUUCGACGAGAAUGGAAUUGUUUAUCCCUGGGAGACUUAUACUGGACUGCGUGCAAUUGGUUUCAAUGUGAUUGCCUCUCUUGUUAUAGCAGUUAUCAUCAACGCUGCUUUAAGUUAUGUUACUCUCCCAGGAUGGUUUCCUUCUCCUUUGUUUCCUAUAUACAUACACAACAUACACAAAGCUAAGCAUGCGAGUGAUUCAGGAACGUAUGAUGCCGAAGGAAGGUUCAUGCCAGUGAAUCUUGAAUACAUUUUCAGCAAGUAUGCUCAUACAGUGCCCGAUAAGCUAACAUUGAAGGAGAUCUGGGACAUGACCGAGGGCAAUCGGGUUGCAUUCGACCUCAUUGGCUGGAUUGGAAAUAAGUUCGAGUGGGGACUUCUGUAUGUUCUUGCCAGGGAUGAGGAUGGUCUCCUUUCAAAAGAAGCCGUAAGACGAUGUUUCGAUGGUAGUUUGUUUGAAUAUUGUGCUAAAAUGUACACUCUUGGGGAAUACAAGACAGAAUAA
Tripterygium wilfordii is the source of this 720-nucleotide messenger RNA. RefSeq names its product peroxygenase 1-like. The transcript is spliced from 6 exons. The record is from RefSeq and is a predicted model, not a curated record. Lineage: Eukaryota; Viridiplantae; Streptophyta; Magnoliopsida; Celastrales; Celastraceae. Gene Ontology annotation, molecular function: monooxygenase activity; calcium ion binding. The coding region runs from base 1 to 720 and encodes 239 amino acids.